Messenger RNA from Auxenochlorella protothecoides, 963 nucleotides. RefSeq lists its product as hypothetical. Lineage: Eukaryota; Viridiplantae; Chlorophyta; Trebouxiophyceae; Chlorellales; Chlorellaceae. Bases 1 to 963 code for a protein of 320 amino acids. The transcript has 3 exons. The record is from RefSeq and is a predicted model, not a curated record.
AUGGGGGAGGGCUGGGAGGAGGAGACAGCGGUGGGGGGGAUGGUGGAGGAGAUGGUGGAGGGCUGGGGGGUUGCCAUCGACGCUGGCACGUUCCACCCCAGGCUGUCCCGCUUCGGCCUCCUGGCUCCCGGCCUGCGCCGCCUGGUGAUCGACUGCCUGCGCCCCGACCCCGCAGACCGCCCCGUCGUGGCCGACGUGAUCCGCCGUCUGGCCGACCUGGAGCGCUCCCUCCGCCAGGCCAGCCCCGAACAGCGGAAGGCGGCGCUGGACUCCGAGGCGGCCGCGCUGGCCAUGCAGGAGAAGGCCAAGCUGGCCCAGGCGGAGGUGGACCGCCUGCAGGCACUGGCCUACGACCUGGUCGAGGAGGCCGAGGAGGCCGCCGAGAGCUUCCACUUGGACGACGGCGACCUGCUCCUCCCUGCCUUCUUCAUGGCUGACCGUAUGGCGGCAGAUGAGGCGCUGGUGGCGGAGAGGCUGGAGGAGGCAGACAUGGCGACGCUCCAGGAGGCGGAGGCCGCCGGUGUAGAGCGAGAGUUCUCGUUGGGGGCGAAGCUGGGGGCCGCCUGGAAGGCGUGGGAGGAGCGCGCCGUCGCCGUCGCUGAGGACGCCGCGGCGUCCGGCGCUGGCGUCGACGCCAGGCGCAUCACGGCGGUGCACGCGCCUGAUGGCGGCGUCGCCCCCUGCCCCUCUGUCGCCGCCUCUCCCAAGGUCGCCGCUUCGAUCACCACCCCGCGUGCCCCUGUCCCCGUCGCCGCCGACGUCCCCGCAGCGGCCGACUUCAUCGCCGCACGGUGCACCCUCCUUUCCGAGCCUGCAGCGCCCGGCACGGCCGGACCCCACCCCACCGCCAGAUGCUUCAACGCUGCUACCAAGCGGCAGGCGCUGGCCGAGCGCCACUUCACCAACGAGCGCGCUGUGCUGCUGGGCGGCGACAAGCGCCACACCACCGUCGUCCUGUACUGA